Molecule: messenger RNA, 614 nt
Organism: Stylophora pistillata
Lineage: Eukaryota; Metazoa; Cnidaria; Anthozoa; Scleractinia; Pocilloporidae
Source: RefSeq, a predicted model, not a curated record
AGUGAGCCGAAGACUCCUCAAAACACAAUUGGUCCUACCUAAAGUUCAAGAUUCUAAGGUCGAGUUUGUUGGUAUCACUCAGGGCAACAGAUAUGGGAUUUUCUCCUCUUUGCAGCGUCUCAGUUAUUUUGUUGGUGUACGUCAUUCAGAUUCAAGCGUUACUGCUUCCUCGUAACGAAGUACAUGUUCGUCGAGAGACACAAAAAUUUAAGCUCACCAUUACAGAGAAGGGAACAAGAUUUGAUGAGAAAGUCGAGAUCAACGAAGAUGAGCAGAUUGCUUAUUUCAAUGUUCCUCCUCAUAACGGUUUGCCAGAGAAUGAAGAACUUUUCGACUACAGAAUGAACGUCACCGUUCGUCGUUCCAAAAGUGAUGGGGCUUGCUACCUCAAACCUUUACCAGAAGACUUACCAAGACCAAAGGAUCUGGAUACUGGUCUCACACAGGCUUUAAAUCGUCCCACCAAUUACAAGAUCUCGACAGUUUCCAAAAAGUGGAUCAUUGCUGGAGAAGUGGAGAAGGUCUUCCUCAGGAAGGAGAUCGCAGAAUUCUGUGACCAGUACCCAGUCUACCGACUGAGGGAAUAUAUUGAAGAAAAAAAGCUGCAAUUUUAA